Phycodurus eques (leafy seadragon) is the source of this 3372-nucleotide messenger RNA. It is a transcript of the gene plod2, whose product is annotated as procollagen-lysine, 2-oxoglutarate 5-dioxygenase 2. Gene Ontology annotation, molecular function: L-ascorbic acid binding; iron ion binding; procollagen-lysine 5-dioxygenase activity. Gene Ontology annotation, biological process: peptidyl-lysine hydroxylation. Lineage: Eukaryota; Metazoa; Chordata; Actinopteri; Syngnathiformes; Syngnathidae. Gene Ontology annotation, cellular component: endoplasmic reticulum. The record is from RefSeq and is a predicted model, not a curated record. The transcript is spliced from 20 exons. The coding region runs from base 335 to 2653 and encodes 772 amino acids.
UUCACGCCGGACGUCCGCGUGUCAAGCACUGCUGCCAUCUUCCCUACCUCCUCAUCCAAGCCUCCGAACACGCUCUCGCUCCAUCUGGACCGCACAACGCUGCAGCAGUAAUUAACAACCGGAGGUGCACCCUCCAAAAAAAAAAAAAAAAAAAAUAUCAAACUUGGAGCUAACUUUCUCCCCCCUGCCUCACUUUUUUUUCACAAAAAAAAAAAAAAAAAAAAAAAGACCCUGCGGGGUUUUGCUUCUAAUUCGGACCACCUCUCGCCGGACUUGGAGGCAAAGUAACGUCCACUCAAGUGACCCUCAACGGGAACCACGCACUUUAACAGCGAUGGAGUACCUCAAGUUUUGCAUUGUGUUUUGGUGCUGGAUGACGUGUGCAAACGCGGUCGUGUCCACUGACACACCCCGGGGUCCUGCGCCUAUUCCUCAUGAAGAUUUACUUGUGCUAACAGUGGCAACAGAAGAAACGGAUGGCUUCCGCCGCUUCAUACAAUCUGCAAACUAUUUCAACUACACUGUGAAGGUGUUGGGAAUGGGGGAAGAAUGGAAGGGCGGUGAUGUUGGCCGCUCUAUCGGCGGCGGCCAAAAAGUCAGACUACUGAAAGAGGCCGUGGAAAGUCUAGCUGACCAGGAGGACCUUGUGGUCCUCUUUGUGGAUAGCUACGAUCUUAUCUUUGCCGGAGGACCAGAGGAGAUUCUCAGGAAGUUCCAACAAGCGAAUCACAAAGUCCUUUUUGCUGCAGAAGGGCUGAUAUGGCCAGAUAAGCGACUGGCCGACAAGUAUCCCACGAUCCGCAGUGGCAAGCGGUACCUCAACUCAGGAGGAAUAAUGGGAUAUGCCCCAUACAUAAACCGAAUCGUUUCACAGUGGAACCUUCACGACAAUGACGACGACCAGCUCUUCUACACUAAAAUAUUUGUGGAUCCACUACAAAGAGACUCUCUCAACUUGACACUAGACCACAAGUGCCAGAUUUUCCAGAACCUGAAUGGCGCAAUUGACGAAGUGCUUCUCAAAUUUGGAACCAACCGCGUGAGAGUUAGAAACACAGCGUACGACUCUCUGCCAGUGGUUGUCCAUGGCAACGGGAAUACCAAAAUGUACUUGAACUACUUGGGCAACUACGUUCCCAACACAUGGAACUAUGAGCACGGCUGCAGCCACUGUGACGAUGAUGUCGUGGAUAUGUCUCAGUUGAAAGAGUUCCCCAACGUGCUGGUCGGCGUCUUCAUCGAGCACCCGACGCCCUUUCUCCCUGAGUUCUUCGAACGUUUGAUGACAUUGGAUUAUCCCAAAGAUAAACUCAAGGUUUUCAUCCACAAUAAUGAGGUUUACCAUGAGAGGCACAUGCAGAUGUUUUGGGAGGAACAUAGGAAUGUGUUCAGCAGCUUGAAGGUCGUUGGACCAGAAGAAAUUCUCAGCCAAGGAGAGGCCAGAAACAUGGCCAUGGAUCUUUGCCGCCAGGAUGCCACAUGUGACUUCUACUUCAGCAUAGACUCAGACGUGAUGCUCACCAACACACAGACUCUGAAGCUCCUCAUUGAGCAGAACAGGAAAAUCAUCGGCCCCCUCGUCACUCGCCACAACAAGCUGUGGUCCAACUUCUGGGGAGCGUUGAGUCUGGAUGGUUAUUACGCCCGCUCGGAAGAUUAUGUCGAUAUUGUGCAGAGAAAACGAGUAGGUGUGUGGAACAUUCCCUACAUGGCGCACAUCUACCUGGUCCGGAGCGACGUUUUGAGGAAGGAGUUGAAAGAAAGGAACUACUUUGUUCUUGAGAAACUGGACCCUGAUAUGGCUUUGUGUAAACACACCAGAGAGCUGACCAGUCACAGAGAAAAAGAGUCCCCUUCUCCGGAAUCAUUCCAUAUGCUCAGGCCCCCAAAGGGAGUCUUCAUGUACUUAACAAACCGCCACGACUUUGGAAGGCUCAUUUCCGCAGCCAAUUAUAACACUUCUCAUUAUAACAGCGACUUGUGGCAGAUAUUCGAAAACCCCCUGGACUGGAAGGAGAAGUACAUUGAUCCCAACUACAUGAAAAUCUUCACUGAAAACUACUUGGAAGAGGUGAAGGUGGGACUGAAAAAUACGUCUCUCUGUGUGUUUGGCCUGCAGCCUUGUCCAGAUGUGUUUUGGUUUCCGGUCUUCACAGAAAAGGCCUGUGACGAACUAGUGGAGGAGAUGGAGAACCACGGCUCGUGGUCUGGAGGCAAACAUGAGGACAAGCGGAUCGCCGGCGGCUACGAGACAGUCCCGACGGACGACAUCCACAUGAAGCAAAUCGGAUUCGACAAGGAGUGGCUUCACUUUAUCCGAGAGUUCAUCGCGCCUGUGACGCUAAAAGUUUUCUCUGGAUACUAUACAAAGGGUUACGCGGUCAUGAACUUCGUAGUCAAGUACACUCCCGGGAGGCAAUCAUACCUGAGGCCCCACCAUGACUCCUCCACCUUCACUAUCAAUAUUGCUCUUAAUAACAAAGACAUAGACUUUCAGGGUGGCGGCUGUCGUUUCCAUCGCUACAACUGCUCCAUAGAGUCGCCCAGGAAAGGCUGGAGCUUCAUGCACCCAGGACGACUGACUCAUCUCCACGAAGGACUACCCACCACCAACGGCACACGCUACAUCGCGGUGUCCUUCAUCGACCCCUAAAAAAAAAAAAAAAAAAGAAAACUUGUCUAAUUCCACUGUAAUUGAAACUUUUGACUGAUCUUGGCUCCUCGUGUUUGUUUUGUGUGUUUUUGUGCCCCGAUCUUUUGUAGUUAUGCAUUUUUAAAGCUAUUUGCUUUAAAAAGAUGAGUGAUUGCAAAUAAGCGAAUCUCUGUCAGACAGAGUGUUGACUGGAAAUGGGACGUGAGUAAAUUCUCACGUUUAGGUACACAAAGGAGAGGCAUUUUGCUAGCUGGGUACACGUAUUCCAGUUAUUACAAACAAGAGACUUCCAUGGUGUAUUUAGUGAGUGAGCUCAUCAUGAUUUUCCAAGUCAUUUUGGCUUUUAGCUGUAUCAGGCUAGCGUGCACAUUGUGCAGAUCUGAUGUGUUAACAUUUGAAAAAUGGAACUUUUUUUAUUUUUUUUAUUUUUAUUUUAUUUUUUUAAUCAACUGGUGCUAAUCAUCAUUCCGUCUUUUUAGACAGAAUUUAUUAAUUGGUGAUGCAAGUGAGUCAAGGUGUUUUUGGUUUGAUAAUCUAUUUUUGUAUUUUGCACGGCAGACAGAAAAACAAACAGGUCAGCAAAACCCGCUGUGAGUUUUGUUUGAAUGGAGUCUGUUACUUGAAGGUUUGUCACUUGCCUCUUUGAAAAUUGACAUUCAUCUUCGUUCCUGAAACCAAAAUCUGAAAACAAUGUCCUUGUAUGAAUGAAUUUUGCUACU